GCAACUCUGAUCAUAAGUGGGCAGUAGUGCUGCGCUCUCGUCUCGACCACCAUGGCGGACGAAAUAGUCAAGUCGCAGGCUGCCCUGCCAGGUGGAGAUACGAUCUUUGGAAAGAUAAUCCGCAAGGAGAUUCCUGCAACUCUUAUAUAUGAAGAUGAACAGUGCAUAGCCUUCCCAGACAUCGCUGCUCAGGCACCUACUCACUUUCUGGUGGUCCCGAAGAAGCCCAUAACUCAGCUGUCCCAAGCUGAGGAUGGCGAUGCUGCAUUGCUGGGCCACUUGAUGCUUGUGGCGAAGAAGUGCGCGGCCCAGCUGGGGCUGGCUAAAGGCUUCAGGGUGGUGCUGAACGACGGGCCCGAUGGCGCCCAGUCGGUCUACCACAUUCACCUUCAUGUCAUGGGUGGGCGCCAGAUGUCCUGGCCCCCCGGCUAGCUGCCCAGUCUCCCACUCCCAGAGCCAUCACCGCGGCACCCCUCUCAAAGAGUCUGUGCUGGGUUGUAUCCAGUGUUGUUUGAUUUAGUCUGAAAUGGGUCUAAGAGAACUGGCAUGAAAUGAAAAAUCACUGGUUAUGUUCAAUAAAAUGCACUAAACUGA
Molecule: messenger RNA, 594 nt
Organism: Gadus macrocephalus (Pacific cod)
Lineage: Eukaryota; Metazoa; Chordata; Actinopteri; Gadiformes; Gadidae
Gene: hint1
Product: histidine triad nucleotide binding protein 1
Exons: 3
Coding region: 52-432 (126 amino acids)
Biological process (GO): purine ribonucleotide catabolic process
Cellular component (GO): nucleus; cytoplasm
Molecular function (GO): hydrolase activity
Source: RefSeq, a predicted model, not a curated record